GGAUCAGCAUUACAACCACAGAUGAGCUAACAGCCUGAAUCUGAGUCCUUCCACAAGACAGGUGGACUUGCAGAGCAUACAGAGAGGAGACAACAAUCACUUCUGCUGGAAAACACAACCAAGAGCUUCACCAGGAUUCUAAGUUUGGACAGAAAAGUCCAUUCGCAGACAGAAAUAUCCCCAGUAAGGAGAAGCGAAACAAGAAGUAAAGAUGAACGGGUUCAUCGUCCUUGCCGUCCUUGCAGCAUUCAGCGUGAGCAUGGCUUUUUCCCGAAGGUGGUCACUAAAGAAUCGGGACAUUAAAGGAGAGAUGUGUCAGUCCGGGGAUGGGAGCAGUUACAGGGGAUAUGUUUCCAAGUCGGCAUACGGUAACAGAUGUCUCAGAUGGGGCUUGCUGACACACCCUUGGGGAAAUUCGGAGGGAAUUACUCACAAUCACAAUUACUGCAGGAAUCCUGAUCAGAGCUUGAUGCCUUGGUGCUACAUCCAAAGAAAAAGGAGAGCUGUGAGAGAAUUUUGCAACGUUCCCAAAUGUGAUACGCCAAAAAUAUCACCAGCUGAUACAGAGCUGACAUGCGGUGAGAGGUUCGAGCGGAGGAUGCAUAAAAUUGUGGGUGGCUCUUUCACAACCAUAGAGUCGCAGCCGUGGGUGGCUGCUCUCUUUCUUAAAAAACGCAGAUUCCUUUGUGGUGGCUCUCUCAUUGCACCUUGCUGGGUUCUUACAGCUGCACACUGCUUCCCUGAUGGCAACAGGAUCGAUAUCUCUCUUCUGUCUGUCUACCUGGGGAAGUCUGCCAUCAAUGAAACAGAUGCUGACAGAGAACAGAGCUUCACUGUGGAAAAACUGAUCAUCCACGAAAAUUAUAAUGAUUCCAACUUGAACAAUGACAUAGCACUGCUGAAGAUCAAAAGCCACAAUGGAGGAUGUGCCGUGAAGUCACCAUCUACACGGACAGUGUGUCUUCCUCCAGUUCACACUCAGCUUCCUGCAGGAUUCCAGUGCAGCAUUGCUGGAUUUGGGAAGGAGAGUUACGGGGCAUGGCGUUACUCACAGCGUUUGAAACAGACCCAGGUGAGACUGAUCUCCCAGGCUGAAUGCACUGAAUUGUACCCUGAACAUCGCAUCACCGAGAAUAUGAUCUGUGCUGGGAGCCCUAGCUGGAGCACUGAUGCCUGCGAGGGUGACUCUGGGGGUCCGUUGGUGUGUGAAAUGUCAGACCGGAUGUUUAUAUUCGGGGUGGUGAGCUGGGGUGAAGACUGUGCCAAGAAAAACAAACCAGGAGUUUACACACAAGUCACCAACUACAACGACUGGAUGGCAGAGAAGACAGGUCUUUCCAAGUACACAGAUGGAGUCAUGUAUCCCGGAAAAUGAAACUGUAGCAGAAAAUUACCUGCAUUGCAUUUUUCUUAAAAUAAAAACUGGCAGCACUUUUGUAGGACAUGUGCAUGCAAGCAUGUGCAGGUGUUGCAGAUUUGGCUUUGCUAUUAAUGUGCAUUGAAAAUUGUUUUGCAUAGUGAAAUUUUAGGGUAACAGUGGAUUUUUUAAACAUAUUUUAUGAUGAUAUAUUAUAUUUUAUGAUACAUGAACUUUUUAUACAAAGACUAUGGAGUUUUAAGAUACGUUAUUGGAAAAUGUAUUUAUCUAAUUUAAUUUUUUCAGUAUAUCCUCUUGUAGAAGGCUGGCCCUGCUGUUGA
Molecule: messenger RNA, 1698 nt
Organism: Toxotes jaculatrix (banded archerfish)
Lineage: Eukaryota; Metazoa; Chordata; Actinopteri; Toxotidae
Gene: plaua
Product: plasminogen activator, urokinase a
Exons: 11
Coding region: 212-1375 (387 amino acids)
Biological process (GO): regulation of cell adhesion mediated by integrin; plasminogen activation
Molecular function (GO): serine-type endopeptidase activity
Source: RefSeq, a predicted model, not a curated record